UUUUAUUUUCGACGAGGAAAAUAUCCCGGGCAAGAUUGUGUAACUCCGCAGAACUCAGUCUAGCUCUCUAAAUUUUUACUAGUUUGCAUAUUCCCAGCACGGUGGCAGAAAGCACGGAAAGCUUUACUCCUUCUUUUAUGCCGUAAUUGUGAGUGCCAUUACAAUAAAGUAUAAAACCAAAAAGGACUAUAAAUCAAGCUUUCAGAUUGGGGAGGGCGAAUAAAUUUAAAUGCUUCGGUUUUCGUGAGUUUGGCAUUAUUCAAAACAAAAAACAUCUGACUUAUCUCUGGUCUCGUGCAAUCCAAAAAUCCAGCAUUAGGAUUACACUGAAAGGCACCGUGGCUUAUUGAGAAUUUGAGGCUGAUUUUUAAGUACUGUUUGGAGGAAAAGAAAGGAGAGGCGGAAGUAAUGGAUUUAAAGUAGAUGGUGAAAAAUGAGGAAGAUUAGAUCUUUUUAACUAAUGAUUAACAAAUGGACACAAAAAUAGACUACCCCCUAUCUAAAGUUAUUUUCCCCUUUCGUCUAUGUCAUUACCUUUUCAACUUUCACCUAAGUCAACUGACCGUCUCAACUGUGCUUCCCCGAUCAGUAGACGCGACAAGUGAAAAUUUGAGCCACCAUCUCAAAUUCGUCUAGUACAAAUGAUUUUGACUACUUUUGGAAAAGAAACAGUUUGAUUAAUUUUUUUAGGAUACACUAUAUGGCAGCCGGACAGACAGUUCGGAGGUCGAUAGCAGCUGGCAAACCCUUAUUUGGGUUACAUAUAAUACGUUUUUGGCGAAUGGUGUCAAUUUGAUUGUGAUAUGACAGUCUCAGUUUAUAUCUUAAGGACUCGGCUCACGUUUCCAAAAUCAAUGAGUACUGAUUUUAUGGCAGGCGUUCAAUGAUUUUCAUUUGAAGAUAACCCGACUUUGCCGUGAAUUGCCUGGAUUGAAGAUUUUUCUUUGUCUCAUACUGGUUAACCUGGAGGAAAAAAACCCGAGGGUUGCCGAUUGCCGACAAAACGGGAAAAGUUUUUAUUUGGGUGAGAUCGCCUUUUCCGAACCGCGAUUACUGAAUAAUCGGGCCUACCAGUGUUCUUUACCGAAUUUUUUUUAACUUCGUUGCUAACGUUACGAAGCAAAAUCGUCAUGCAGAAACUAAGCUAACUUUGUUAUCCUUUUGGUUAUAGCAGGUGAAAAUUUCGUCCUUCUCAAGAAAAACUGUGUGAUGUAACUUCUGCUGUGACAUUGCGCACCGAGGAACAAUUCAUACCAAAUCUUCAAUUACGUGGAUCUAUAAACCAUGUUUUCAAAUACUUCUAAAUCUAGCAUAACAAAUGCUACAAGCUUGUCUGCAGAAAAUGGGAAUUCUUCACUAGACCUAAGCCCUGAGGUUAUCGUUAACAUUGUGUUUUUCAUCUUAUUGGCUCUGACAAUAAUCUUGGUAAAUCUUCUGGUACUCGCCUCAAUUCGCGUAAAUCUUCGCCUACGCAGUCCUGAAUACAUGCUAAUAUUGUCUUUGUCACUGGCUGACCUCAUGGUUGGAGUAUUCCUUCUUCCAGUCAGAACACUGGAACUCUCCUCUAUUGAGUCUACGAGAGAAUUCAUGUGGUGUAAAUUGACGAUUUGCCUGACUUUGUCCAGUUUGAGCGCCUCACUUCUUAAUCUCCUCGCCGUCACCAUGGACAGGUUCCUGGCGAUUUCCUAUUCUUUAAAGUACAACAACUUUGUAACUCUGAACAAGAUGUAUCUAACAAUAGCAGCGGUUUGGAUUACCGCACUGACAGUGUCUUUCUUGCCUCUGGUUGGUGCCGGAGCAAAGACCGUGGAAAUUAACCGUGUUCAACACCUGUGCCGUUUCGCUGACAUUUUGGAAGAAACGUACCUUGUGUUGUACUUUGUUUUCAUUUGCGCUACACCCACCGUGGUUAUUACUGCGGCAUACUUUAAGAUAUUUCUUCUCGCUCGCAGCCAAGAAAGACGAAUUGCCUCUUUAAUGGUGUAUUGUGAGGACAAUUUACAGCAGCCUUCACUUCGGAAACACAGUUCAAGGCAAAUUCUUUUCAACCGGGAAUCAAAAGCUGUUAAGACGAUAGCAAUCGUCAUAGGCUUGUUUUACUUAUGUUGGAUGCCAUUCUUUGUUGAUAUCCUCCUGGAAAUCUGCAAACAGGAAGCUCUGUCGUACCUUUUCACAGCCAUCAUGUCUUGCAUCGUGUACUCCAACUCCGCAGUCAAUCCACUGGUCUAUGGAUUCUUCAACCAGGAGUUUAAAAACACUUACAAGCGAGUGAUCAAAGGCAUCUUUCAAAUCCCUCGGCCCCGGUGCCUCUCGGACGAUGCGACUGUAACCCAGGUCACUGUCAUAAGAACGCCCUCCGAGAAAAGCUCAUGUCCAGUGACUGCUAAAAUCCCGGCUACCCAGUUAGAAACGGUAUCGCGGAAUUUUCAUCCAGUAUCACGAUGUAAUAGCACCUCAUAGAAUUCAUAUUCUCUUUUGUCUUGUCGUGGGAUUGAAGAAAGUUGACUGCGCAGUUUCGACAAAAUUAUGUGACAUUUCCAUCUUUUUAGAAAGUUGGGGAAAAGGUCUAUGUGAAUGCCCUUUCUUCUGUAAAAUUCGAAGCCUUGACUGUUCUCUUCUUACAAAUUGAAGUUAGGGAUGUAAAAAUACAGCAUAGAGUUUAUAUCGAAGCGUGUAAAUAUAGAAUAUGUUUAAAACAACCGCGAGAGUGGAAAUAUAUUGUAAAAAGAGACUAGAAUAUUGUAAAAGUAUUUUCCAGGGUAUCUGGAAGAUUUAAAAAAAGUUCAAAAUGUUCAAAUGUUGUUGUCUAUACUGGACAAGGCGCUUAGCUACACCAAGCUAAGCGCAAAGUAUUGGGAGGUCUGUUCAAUGUCUCUCUUAGAGAAUUAAUCUUGACUAAAGUUACUAAGUUAUACCCGGCCACUUAAACAACGUAGAAAAAUGUCUUGUGUUCUUGAUCUAAGAGAAAAAAAAUGGAAAAAAUCACCAAAAGAAAAGAGAGGAAUGGUAGGAGGGGGGAACGGGAAGACUUGUUAAGUGUCCCAACAUUAUUGUCCUAGAUUCCCGCUAAAAAAUUUUGUUCCUUUCAUUGUGUAGUUCUAUUUUCCCUCCCGUUGAAGGAAUACUUGUUCAUCGUCCAGGGCUAUCCCCUGCAUUAAUUUCGUCGGUAACCAUUUACACACCUGGGUUGGUCUUGCUAAAGGGCUGACAAAAACCGACAAAGCCUUGGUAGUGUAAAACAUAAAAUCGUGCGCAGCAAAUGUGUAUAUUCAACACUCGCUAAACAGUGAAAGAAAAUCGAUAGAAAUAAGGUUCUUCCGUUGGCAACUGUCCAUUCACUUCUAAUUUACUGGUUUCUUUGUCACUCCACCCAUGAGAACUUUUGAACCUGCACGCGCUUCCACAAAGA
Messenger RNA from Orbicella faveolata, 3409 nucleotides. Its product is annotated as adenosine receptor A3-like. Gene Ontology annotation, cellular component: membrane. The record is from RefSeq and is a predicted model, not a curated record. Gene Ontology annotation, biological process: G protein-coupled receptor signaling pathway. Lineage: Eukaryota; Metazoa; Cnidaria; Anthozoa; Scleractinia; Merulinidae. Gene Ontology annotation, molecular function: G protein-coupled receptor activity.